AUGGCCAGCAUCGACAGAUACCGACCGCCUCGGGAAGGCUACCAACCUCCCUCUCUACCUCCGAAGCCCCCUCGCCCAUCCAGAUCUCCGUCAAAACAACGCGACAUACCGCCGGCAGUCCCAUCGCCUCCGACUCAUUCCUCACGCACAUCCUCCCUCCCACCGCAGUCCCGGCGAGGCGCACCGUCUCCGGCACAAGCCUCGCCUACCACACCACGAGCCCGCGCACACCAGUGGUACUUCACUCCAGAUGAGGCCCUCAGCUCGCCAAGUAUAGUCGAUGGCCUUGCGCCGGCCGAUGAGAGACUGAGAAGAGCGAAAGGGGUCAACUUCAUCUAUCAGGCUGGCGCGAUGGUCGAACUUCCACAGACGACAUUAUGGGUCGCCGCGGUCUUCUUUCACCGGUUUUACAUGCGUUGCAGUAUGGCCGAAGAGAAGGGCGGGAUACAUCACUAUGUUGGUUCCCCGGUCGCAAACAUGAACAUAGCUGCGACGGCAUUGUUCCUCGCAAACAAAACCGAGGAAAACUGCCGAAAGACGAAGGACAUCAUCUAUGCCGUGGUCAAAGUUGCCCAGAAGAACCCUAGACUCAUCGUCGACGAACAAAGUAAAGAAUAUUGGAAGUGGCGUGAUAGCAUUCUGAUGCAUGAAGAAUUAAUGCUGGAGAUGUUGACUUUCGAUCUGAUGGUGGACAACCCAUACCAACGACUCUACGAGUGUCUAACUCAGCUUGAUAUGCUUCACAACAAGCGCAUUAGAGAUGCUGCUUGGGCAUUCUGCUGUGACUCGGCGCUCACAGUCCUUCCAUUACUCAUGAACGCCAGCGCAAUCGCCGUGAGCGCGAUAUUUUUUGCGACAGUCUCGCUGGAUGAGAAGAUCGAAGAUGGAAGAGACGGUGAUCCGUGGUGGCGAGUUCUGAAGGGCGAUGAGGCACUCACCCAAUCAGCCAUUAGUGUGGUGAUGGACUUUUACUCGGAGAACCCUCUUAGGAAAUCGGACUCUCGCUACCAAGGAUCACCAAUCUUCAGUCUGGAGAACACUAGGCGAGGGCGCGAGCUACCCAGCCAGACAGAGGCUGGUUCGAGUCACAACGGCACGCCGAUGGGAACGGACCGUGGAACACAAAGCCCACGAGCACGGUACCAAGGCAGGCCGGAUCGGGAAGAUGAUGUUAAUGGCAAUGCCGACAUCAAGAAAGAAGGCGGGGAGAAUGGGGAGAAUGAGCCAACUGACGCGGCGGCAUCGCAACACAAGGGCGACUCUGAUGCGAACCUCAAGAUUGCAGCCAACGACGUCGACAAUCACUUGGCUGACCGAAGAGCCAACGGCCUCAGCAACGGCCUGAAGUCACCAGGCUCGAAACGAAAGACCCCAGAGGCAGACCUGGAAGAGAUGGACCGAGACACUAAGCGAGCGCGGCUAUCUGACGAGGACGAAGGAGAAGUUCCGGGCUAG
Molecule: messenger RNA, 1455 nt
Organism: Diaporthe amygdali
Lineage: Eukaryota; Fungi; Ascomycota; Sordariomycetes; Diaporthales; Diaporthaceae
Product: cyclin-K
Exons: 2
Coding region: 1-1455 (484 amino acids)
Biological process (GO): positive regulation of DNA-templated transcription, elongation; regulation of transcription by RNA polymerase II
Cellular component (GO): nucleus; cyclin/CDK positive transcription elongation factor complex
Molecular function (GO): cyclin-dependent protein serine/threonine kinase activator activity
Source: RefSeq, a predicted model, not a curated record